UCAUAUAUAUAUAUAUAUAUAUAUAUAUAAAAGGCUGAGUUUGAAAACCAAAGCUGAAAACUUUGAUAAAAGGGUUACAACAAAAUCGAAAAGAUAAUCAACAGGGACCCAUUUCAUACCUUUUUUUUGUUCUUCCAUCUCUCUUUACCUCUAUUCUUUUCUUGUUUUCCAUCACUUAACUGAGAGAAUUUGAUCCUUUCUAUUUGUCUUUCUUUUCUUUUGGUUCAUGUUAUAGUUGUUUAUGAUGAAUAACGCUUAUUUCAAGAUGGGUGGUUUUUGUUUUUGUUUGUGGUUACUGAUCCAUAAUUGAACAGCGAAAAGGCCAAGGAAAAGUGGAAGGGUUGGAUAUGAUCAUGAAGAAGAGGAAGAUAUUGAUAUGGGAAUAGCAACACCACCACUCGUCCCAUCAAUUCUAUCUCAACACUCCAAGACUCACCAUCAAAUUCCAAUUCAAUACAAGAGCAAUAAUUCUACAAAUUCUAUGUCCCAAGAUUACCGCCAAUCAGCUGGCAUCUUCAGUUUCUCGAAUGGCUUCGAGAGAUCAGUCAUAAGCCACGAAGAACAGCAACAACAACAACAACACCACUUAGCACAGCAGAUCCGGAGAGAUAAACUAAUAGUUCAAGGCUUUGAGCCACCACCUCCACCAUUAGUAGGGAUCGAAGAGGAAGAAUCAAAUGCUCUUCCUGUUUAUGAAACAGCAGUUAUGUUAUCAGAAAUGUUCAAUUUUCCUUCAGGUGUGGCUGCUGCUGCCACCGCCUCUACCGAGUUAUUAGACCAGCAUCUACAGCCCAAUUAUCGAGCACACAGGCCAGCAGGUAAUACCACCGAUUGGUAUAGCGAUAGGCAAGGUGUUGUUGGGGGUUUGGGACAGUUAGGUGAAUCAAAGAGUCACAAUAACCGUGACAGUUUAGCUCAACAGCAUCACCAGCAGUUACCAAGCAUUAAUGCCGACUCAGCAGCUGCCAUGCACCUUUUCUUGAUGAACCCGCAGCCAAGAUCACCAUCUCCUCCUCCCCCAACAACUUCUUCUAAUACUCUUCACAUGUUGCUUCCAAACCCUGCUACUUCUCUUCAAGGGUUUAAUGUAUCAGGUCCUGGAGGGGCUUUCGGUACAAGUACUGUGCUAUCUCCACCUCAAUUUACUUGGGUUCCUAAUAGUGCUCAUGAAGGAGAUAACACUGCUUCACAACUCAACAACCCAAGUGAAAUUGGAAGUGUUGUAGAAGGCCAAGGCCUUUCACUAUCUUUAUCAUCUUCUUUGCAACACUUGGAAGCUGCCAAAGCUGAAGAAUUGAGGAUGGGAGAUGGCGGGUUACUGUAUUAUAAUCAAGGAGGGGGUUCUUCUGCUGCUGCUCAAUUUCAGUACAAGAAUUUGGGUAGUCAUCAUCAGACACUGCAUUUGCAAGGUGGAGUGGCACAAAACCAUCAGGUUCAUGUUGGGUACGGAUCCUCAUUAGGAAUGGUCAAUGUGUUGAGAAAUUCAAAGUAUGCCAAAGCUGCUCAAGAAUUGUUAGAAGAAUUCUGUAGUGUUGGAAGAGGCCAUUUCAAGAAGAACAAGUUUGGUAGAAACAACACAAACCCUAGUUCUAAUCCAGGUAGUAAUGGCGGUAGAGGAGGUGAUUCUUCUUCAUCAACAAAGGAUCUCCCUCCUUUAUUAGCAGCUGAUAGAAUUGAACAUCAAAGAAGGAAGGUCAAACUUUUAUCCAUGCUUGAUGAGGUGGACAGGAGAUACAACCAUUACUGUGAACAAAUGCAAAUGGUAGUGAACUCAUUUGAUCUGGUGAUGGGAUUUGGGGCUGCUGUGCCUUACACCGCCCUUGCUCAGAAGGCAAUGUCAAGGCAUUUUAGGUGUUUGAAGGAUGCCGUAUCAGCACAAUUGAAGCACAGCAGUGAGCUUCUAGGUGAGAAAGAUGGAACUGGAAGCUCAGGCAUAACCAAAGGAGAGACACCAAGGCUAAGGAUGCUAGAGCAAAGCUUAAGACAUCAAAGAGCGUUCCAUCAGAUGGGUAUGAUGGAACAGGAAGCUUGGAGACCCCAAAGGGGCCUGCCUGAACGAUCUGUCAACAUUUUGAGGGCCUGGCUUUUCGAACAUUUUCUCAACCCGUACCCAAGCGAUGCAGAUAAGCAUCUUUUAGCUCGACAGACUGGUUUAUCGAGAAACCAGGUUUCAAAUUGGUUCAUAAAUGCCAGGGUUCGGUUGUGGAAACCCAUGGUGGAAGAGAUGUACCAACAAGAAACUAAAGAAGAGGAGGGAGAUAAUAAAGAGAGAGAAAGGAACCCAAACAACAGUAAUAACAACAGCAACAAUGCACAAACAUCAACGCCUUCAACAACGGGAGCAGCAGCAGGGACACCAACAACAACAACAACCUCACCAGGAGGCAAAAGAUCCGAAAUCAAUGCCAAAGAAAACGACCCUUCACUCAUUGCAAUCAAUAGACAAUGCUUCUCGGAAAACCAAGCAAAACAAUCCACCCCCACCCCCACCACCGCUAUUAUUACUAGCCCUCCCACCACCAACACCACUGCCACUGAGGUGGCACCACCCAUUUCACAGCCUUUCACCACCACCCAUGACUCCGAUAUCCACCACAGGAUACCUGGCGUCGAUGACACAUGUCAUCGUGGCAGCAUUGUUGCAGCGGAUUACGGGACCACGCCUGGUAACACCGACAUUGGUUCUACUCUCAUUAGAUUCGGGACCACGGCUGGUGAUGUUUCACUCACUCUAGGGCUACGCCAUGCUGGAAACAUGCCCGAGAAAAGUUCUUUCACAGUUAGAGACUUUGGGGGCUGUUAAUUUCAAAUACAUAUAUAUUCCAUAUAAUUCUCUUAAAAUAGAAAACAAGAAACAAAAAAUUCAUAACGAUAAACGUAGUAGAUUGUUUUACUUCUAUAUGUACUCUAAGGUUUUGUACCUUUAUAUUUUCUAGAAUAACAUGAAAUAUUCAUGUUUUUUAGGAUAGAGAGAGAGAGAGAGAGAGAGAGAGAGAGAUAUGAUUAGAAUUGCUCCUUUUCUAGGUAAUGGAGGAUGAUAGAUCAACAUAUAUUUUCUUCUAUGUUGUUAUUUCUGCAAUAUAUACGUAUAUAUGUAUCUGUAUAAGUAAUAUAUAUAUAUAUAUAUAUAUAUACACGCACACGUACAGAAACAUGCACAUCUUUUCGGAUUGUAUACUUUUGAGAAGUGAUAGCAACCAAUCUAUGAUGGAAAUAAUUGGCCAUAUACGAUCACAUGGUGGAAAACUGUGGA
Molecule: messenger RNA, 3253 nt
Organism: Durio zibethinus
Lineage: Eukaryota; Viridiplantae; Streptophyta; Magnoliopsida; Malvales; Malvaceae
Product: BEL1-like homeodomain protein 2
Biological process (GO): regulation of DNA-templated transcription
Molecular function (GO): DNA binding
Source: RefSeq, a predicted model, not a curated record